Molecule: messenger RNA, 2240 nt
Organism: Bursaphelenchus okinawaensis
Lineage: Eukaryota; Metazoa; Nematoda; Chromadorea; Rhabditida; Aphelenchoididae
Source: the annotation of a GenBank genome assembly
AUGCAAUGGGAGUGUGGUGAUUCAAUUCCACUGCUCCAGGACAAAUCUGACUCCACUGACGAUCUACAGAUGAAGGCACGGACUGGGAUCAGCUGGUUGGUGGCAGCCGCCUUUAUCGUGGCCGACAUGGCCGGAGGAGGUGUUGUUACCAUGCCCGUGGCUUUGCUCAAAUCUGGUAGGUUGUUUUGCAUUGAAAAGCAAAAGAUUUAAGUAGUUUUAAGGUUGUUUUGAAUCCAAGUUAUAUUGUAGUAGGUUUAACAUUAUUCUCUGAGGUUAUAUUAGAUAAUACAUCGCUUUCUGAUUUUUUACCUUCUAUAAUAUAGUAGAAUAUUAUAGUAAAACACUAUAUAAAUUAUUCACUUACUGAAAGUAUACAGAAUCUCGAUAACGAUAUAAAUUCAGGUGCUUUUAUGGGCAGUGUGGUGAUGAUAUUGGUAGCCACAGCCUUUUGUUACACUGCCCAUCUGCUUGGCCAGAACUGGAUAAUCAUGAGGAAGAGAUGGUCUCAGUAUGCCAAUCAUUGUCGCAAACCUUUUCCAGAAAUGGCAUUUAGAGCCAUUGGUCCUGAAGCCAGGAUCUUCACAGCCGGUACCAUUCAUGCCAUGUUGUUCGGAGUAAGCGUGGUAUAUCUACUGUUGUCUGCCAAGAUAAUCAACAGCCUUAUCACUUCGCUGAUGGAGUUUGACAUUGGGGAGUGUAGGAUGAUGGUACUACUGGCACUGGUACUGUUUCCGGUCACUUUACUCAAGUCUCCACAGGACUUUUGGUAUGUUAGUGAUGGUUUGAGAAUAUAAUAGUAAAUCUUUAAGAUAUUACAUAGUAAAUUGAUGUACAUAGUAAAGGUGGUAAAUUAACAAACAUGUAUACAUAUAAUGUAUCAAUAAAUCAGCAUUUGUACCAGUAUAAGAUACUAACGCACUUCUUACCACUACCAUUGCAGGAUAGCAGUCGUACUAGCGAUGGUAACUACAGUAUUUGCAGUAAUGCUCAUCAUAGUAGGCAUAGUAAAGGAUGACGCCGUAUGUGGAAAGGUAGCUAACAUACCAUCGUUUGACUCUAACGAGUUUGUCAUGUCAUUAGGUAUCUUCAUGUUUGCCUUUGGAGGUCAUGCUGUCUUCCCCACCAUCAUUAAUGACAUGCAACGGCCCAAAGAGUUCACAAGGUCGGCUCUGCUUGGGUUUGCUGGUAUGUUUGACUGUAUUAUUACUGUAUCUUCUUACUAUUACUACUUGCCAGGCUACUGUAACUAUUUAUUAGGCUUUCAUCUUCUAAAUUUUAUGAUAAUCUUUAACUGUUAUGCAUAACGUUAUGACUUUUGAUGGUUAUGAUGGUGUAACUGUCUAAAUAUAGUCAUGUCUUGCUUUUACAGGAGUAUGUGCUCUAUACCUACCGAUCACAAUACUCGGAUACCAAGUGUACGGUGAUUCUUUGACAGAUUCUGUGAUAUCGUCAAUUCAAUCAAAAGAGAUCCGAGAAGCUGCCAAUUUCUUCAUUGCUGCUCAUUGUAUAUUAACAUUGACAAUCACUAUCAACCCUUUGAAUCAGGAGCUCGAGAAUGCUUUGAAAUUACCGCAUGGUUAGUUUAAUCUAAAUAUCUAAGUGUUGUUUUCACUUUUACACUGUAUUAUUCCACACUGUUUUACUCUACUAAAAUAUUGAUAAUUUUAGAAUUUGGUACUGGCAGAGUACUAGUCCGAGCGUUCAUCCUCUCGGCUGUCACUUUCCUGGCCCUAACUGUACCAAGUUUUGGGCCGCUAUUAAAUGUUAUUGGAGGGACUACAGUAGCCUUAACAUCAGCAGUGUUACCGUGCCUGUUCAACAUGUAUCUGGUGGCUAUGGAGAGUGGUACUCAAAAGGAAGAGCAUAUUAGUUUUCUCAAAGCUGUUAAGCUGACUAGUUGGACCAGGCUUACUGUAAACUGCUUUGUCAUUUGUAAGUUUUUCAUAUUUGGAAGGAUAACAGAUAUCCAAUAACGCCAUAGAUGGAUUAUUUAAGCAGCAGGGAAGUAGUUUACAGCACCUAAGUUCACAGCCCUAACGUAAUAUAACUAACUUUCAGUAUUUGCCAUAAUUUUCGGCUCAAUAACAACACUGUCAGCUUGGAAAGAGUUGUAUGUGUCGGAGAUGAGCUACCCAUGCUAUUCUAGUCGUUACCAUGUCACAAUUUCACAGAAAAACCAUUGUUGCGGGCAUUUCAGGAACGUCACAUCUGAUACUGGUACUUGUAGUGUAUAUAAUUGA